Tremella mesenterica DSM 1558 is the source of this 786-nucleotide messenger RNA. RefSeq lists its product as uncharacterized. Bases 1 to 786 code for a protein of 261 amino acids. The record is from RefSeq and is a predicted model, not a curated record. Gene Ontology annotation, biological process: inositol phosphoceramide metabolic process. Gene Ontology annotation, cellular component: inositol phosphoceramide synthase complex; Golgi membrane. Gene Ontology annotation, molecular function: inositol phosphoceramide synthase regulator activity. NCBI's taxonomy places the organism in Eukaryota, Fungi, Basidiomycota, Tremellomycetes, Tremellales, Tremellaceae. The transcript is spliced from 5 exons.
AUGAGAAUAGGUUUCAGACCUCUCCGCCCGGAGGCAGUCUUCAGUUCGUUCCUCGGUCUGUUGGAUAUAAAAUUAGGAUCUGAGAUCAUCCUUCUAUUCGGCCUCAUCAAUAAAGUCGCGGGACUUUACGGACUCAUCACUAUUUUCGUAGGAGGUAGUUUUCUACAAUUACUCUUUUAUGCCUAUUCUACCGCCACCCUCUUUGCUUUUUUAUGGGCUCUGAGGAUUGUCAAAUCCGAAACAGCUGUUCCCACCCUCCUCAUCUCACAUUUAUAUACAAUCGAUCAUGCUAUCCUCACUAUAUUCCAUUAUCUCUUCUAUCAACAUUACUGGUAUUCGGUACCUCAUGACGGACGUAGAGUCUCAAAUUCUCAAGCACAACAGGACCUGAUAAAUCUCGCCGCGAGUAGAGGGGAGAUUGAAGAUCCCGCUUUAACGCAGGAUGAUCCAGCCACGGAAGAGCUGCGGGCAGCUUUGGCAGGGGAGAUAUGGCAGACUGAGAAGGUAUUUGCGGGUUGGACGUUGAUAGCUGGUUGGUUGUUGAAGAUCUAUUUUAUCCUAAUUCUCUAUUCCUACGCGGCUCAUCUCCGUUCCUCCACAUAUCAUACCCUCCCCUCAACUGCCAGAGCGAAAGCCACUCAGAUCGCCCAUCCCAAUACGGAACAUGACGGACAGAUCGAGAUGGGACAUGACGUAGAUCACAAUGGCAGCAAUGGGCAAGCAGGGAAUGGAAGUGCUGUCGCCGGUAAACACCCGCAAGGGGAGGAUGAAUUCAGCUGGGAUUAA